Molecule: messenger RNA, 1501 nt
Organism: Protobothrops mucrosquamatus (brown spotted pit viper)
Lineage: Eukaryota; Metazoa; Chordata; Lepidosauria; Squamata; Viperidae
Gene: SERBP1
Product: SERPINE1 mRNA binding protein 1
Exons: 10
Coding region: 23-1387 (454 amino acids)
Cellular component (GO): nucleus; cytoplasm
Molecular function (GO): mRNA 3'-UTR binding
Source: RefSeq, a predicted model, not a curated record
AUCCCACCCAAAGGGGUCCAUCAUGCCCGGACACCUGCAGGAAGGCUUCGGUUGCGUCGUCACCAACCGCUUUGACCAGCUCUUGGACGACGAAUCCGACCCUUUCGAGGUGAUCCAGGCGGCCGAGAGCCGCAAGAAAGAGAGCACCGGUGGUGGGGGCGGCGGCGGCGGCGGCCACCAAGGCAGCCGCGGCGGCGGCGGCGGGCCGGCGGCCCAAGCUAACUCAUCCUCAGGCGGCGGCUCGGGCCAGGUCGGCUCGGGCGGAGGGAGCGGCAGCGCGGCGAAGCAGCUGCGCAGGGAAUCUCAGAAGGAGCGCAAGAACCCGCUGCCGCCCUUCGCCUCUUCGACUGGGCCCGGAGGCGCUGGGGACCGGCGAGAGGAUGGAGGCGGGCAGCCUGGCUCCGCGCCUCUCAGGAAGGAAGGGAUAAGACGAAUUGGCAGAAGGCCUGAUCAGCAACAGCCUCAGGGAGAGGGCAAGCCUAUUGAGAGGAGGCAGGAGAGACGGCCUCCUCGUGAACGACGAUUUGAUAAACCUGCCGAAGAAAAGGGUGAAGGAGGAGAUUUUUCUGUUGAUAAACCCAUUAUUGAUCGUCCUAUGCGUGGUCGCGGUGGUCUUGGAAGAGGUGGUCGUGGUGGAAGAGGACGUGGAAUGGGCAGAGGAGAUGGCUUUGACUCUAGAGGCAAACGUGAAUUUGAUAGGCAUAGUGGAAGCGACAGAUCUUCUCUUUCACAUUCACAUUUCAGUGGUCUAAAGCACGAAGACAAGCGUGGUGGGAGCGGAUCACACAACUGGGGAACUGUCAAAGAUGAACUGACUGACUUGGAUCAAUCACAUGCGACAGAGGAAACACCAGAAGGAGAAGAACACCCCCCUGCUGACUCAGAAAAUAAGGAAAAUGAAGUAGAAGAAGUUAAGGAAGAAGGGCCUAAAGAAAUGACUCUUGAUGAAUGGAAAGCUAUUCAGAAUAAGGAUCGUGCAAAAGUCGAAUUCAACAUCCGUAAACCAAAUGAAGGUGCUGAUGGACAAUGGAAAAAAGGCUUUGUUCUGCACAAGUCAAAGAGUGAGGAGACAAAGGGGAUGUCAGAAGUGCAGGGGAGUCAGCUGGAGCCUAAUGAGUCUCAUGCUGAGGACUCUGUAAUGGAUCACCAUUUCCGCAAGCCAGCAAAUGAUAUCACGUCCCAACUGGAGAUCAAUUUUGGGGAUCUUGGUCGUCCUGGGCGUGGUGGUAGAGGUGGAAGAGGCGGUCGUGGACGUGGGGGAAGGGCUAACCGUGGAAGCAGAACUGACAAGCUGGUUAAAGAGUUUGAUGUGAUCCACACACCCAACCAGUCAAGUGCUUCUGCUCCUGAUGUUGAUGAUCCAGAAGCUUUCCCGGCUUUGUCCUAAACUGGAUGCCCUAAGCCAACCCUGCCUCUUGUUGGGCCCUUCUCUACAAGGCUUGCAUGCUUAAGGAUCCUAAAAACAACUUAAGAUAUUAAAACGGGGACUCUCAUUCAUGCC